AUGGUCCAGGCCGAGGACAAGCAGCUUGCAGUGACGAAGAAAUCCUGGAGACAAGCCGCGGUGCAAUAUCCAUUUCUUUUCCAUUGCCAGGUCAUGGGCGCUGCUGGGGCGGCAUUGAGCCUCUGCCAGGAUGAAGGGGUAGCCAAGUAUCUCUCCCUCAAGCGACUGGAGCACCAGAUGACGGCUAUCAAGCUCAUCCGGGAAGAGCUCCAGCUGAUCAACAGUGGGAUAUCGGAGCCGUCAGAUGAGCUGGUCAUGGCAAUCCUGAAUCUCGUCACCUCGUCAGGGGAUGUCAAUGAGUCACCCGGAGAGGAGGUACAUCCAAAGUCGCCGCUCGCACAGGCCCAACCUGUUGGAAGGGUCAAGUUGAACGAUACGCAUCUUCAAGCCGUACAUAUGCUCAUUCGACGCAAAGGAGGACUGCAGGGGCUGAGUUCAUAUGCUCUGGCCUACAUGAUCGAGGUUGUCGACAUCUAUGUGGCUGCUCUGAGGACCAGCCGUCCGCUUUACCCUUGGAUCCACGGACCCCAGGAUCUGGUCGCCAAGGGUAAGUGGACUCCAGAUCAGCAUGCGGAGGGGCUCUCAAAGGUCCUGGGUUCAGGGUUGGCGGUGCUGGCGGCCAUCGACGUCAGAAUACAUCGGCUGUACCUCGAAGUCUGUAAGAUCACCAUAGCCCUGGACCAGUAUCAACGAGGCGCGGAAGGUCGACCCUCCUUAGCCGAUCUCGUGGACGCGAGGAACAAGACCCAGCACGGCUUCUCGAGCCUGACUCCGGCAAAAGAGACCGACACGGGCGCCUUCGAAGCCCUUUACGAGAUCUGUAGACUUGUGGGUUUGAUUUUCUGCGAGAUGGUGAUCCUGCCUCUCCCCUACAACAGCGGCGUCAAGCCUCGCCUCUCCCGUCAACUUCGUACCGCCUUGGAGACUCCUAGUCUUCGCCCCUUUUGGAAAUCGACCAGCUACGGAGAACUGGUGAUGUGGGUUGUCUUCGUGGGAACAAUCGGAGCCACAUUCACCAAGUCUCGGCCAUGGUAUUUGCAGCAACUGCGAGGCUUGGUCGACGAUCGGCAGUUGGAUUGGGACGGAUUCAAAAGGCUCAUGGAGAGAUUCCUCUGGUGGGAUUUUGUGUUUGAGGUCCCUGCCGCCAGGAUGUGGAGGGAAAUGAAUGCAACGAAAUUGUGA
Messenger RNA from Fonsecaea pedrosoi CBS 271.37, 1182 nucleotides. RefSeq lists its product as uncharacterized. The transcript has 3 exons. The record is from RefSeq and is a predicted model, not a curated record. NCBI's taxonomy places the organism in Eukaryota, Fungi, Ascomycota, Eurotiomycetes, Chaetothyriales, Herpotrichiellaceae. Bases 1 to 1182 code for a protein of 393 amino acids.